Molecule: messenger RNA, 1436 nt
Organism: Atta colombica
Lineage: Eukaryota; Metazoa; Arthropoda; Insecta; Hymenoptera; Formicidae
Product: PH domain-containing protein YHR131C-like
Exons: 2
Coding region: 535-786 (83 amino acids)
Source: RefSeq, a predicted model, not a curated record
AUAGCACGAAGAGGCGGAAAAAGAUCGUUCGAGAGCCUCGGAAAACUCGUACAAUCGCUAUCAUUCGGUACCGUCGACAGCACUUCUGUUGCAUGUAUAAGUCGGUACUCGUAAAAAGCCGAUUUGCGCUCGAUCUCGCGCAGUAAUAGGUCUGAUUUUUAUUCCUGCACUAAAAAUCUCUUUUUCGUUUUCGUCAAAUAUCAAAUAUAUCUCUAUCUUACUUUAAAUUUCAAAACUAUAUAUUAAUUCAGCCACAGAAGAUAAACUUAGAGUCGUUUUCGACACGACAUCGAAAGACAAGUCGCGACGGAUCAGCAGAUCGGAAUUCUCGCAGCACGAUACGUUAAAAGAGGGCACGCAAAAUCGAAUGACGAAAAAUCCGCGUCGCACAUCGAUCCGUCGGAGAAGAUACGCGUGCGAGACAAGACUCGAUCGAUCGUGAAAGUGAUCGCGAUGCGCGAGAUCGACGUACGGUGAAUUACGAAAAUCGAAACCAAAACGUAACGUGCGAAAAGAGGAGACGUAAGAUAUCGGAUGAACUGGAAAAACAGACUGCGCCGAGUGGAAGAGGAUGCCGAUGUCGACGGGAACGGUGAAGAGAACGACGACGACGACGACGACGACGACGGUGACGACGACGAUGACGAGGAUGACGAUUACAAUUGCGAGGGAGUCUUGAAUGCUGGACUUGCGGAAUUUCGAGUACUGCGAAGAAACUCUGCCGAGUACGCUUUAGACGCAAAAACUACUAACAAAACUGAAAGACGGUGGCGAGCAGGAAAGUGAGAUCGGAGAGAUUUUCCCGCCGAAAAUCUCACGUCACCUACAACCUCCGUUUUUCAGUUUUCUCUCCGAAAAUUCGCUUUGAAUCCUACUGCUGUCGCUAUCGGGCUAUCUUGCUGUUGCUGCUGCUGUUCUGUCGUCCCGGCUUCCUCGACGAACAUGCCGAGAGUGUCGACGUAGCUACCUCGAAAACCGACGAGGUAUCGAGGAUCGACCGUAGACAAUCCGUAGCAGGGUCGUGCGGAACGAUCGAUCGAAUAGGUGCCAAAGGGAGAACGGGGACGGGGGACAAAGGUGGUGGUGUACGGGGAAAUAGCAGGAGGGUUGGUGUGAGGUUUUGGGAUGCGGAGGAGGAGGAGGAGAAGGAGGAAGAGGAGGAAGAGGGCGGGAUGGUGAUGGUAGUGGUGAUUAGUUACAGUGUUUUGGAAAACAAUGCGCAGAAUUUCGACGACGAUAAAUAAUAAAAGACAAAUAAAGUGUAUCGGGGAACGGUGAAGUGAACGUGUGUAUCAAUAAAUAAUCUGACGGCAUAUGUAUUGUACGUUGUGCGCCGAGAAUAAAAGCGAGAUGAAUUUGGAAAAAAAAAAUAUCCCAUGUUCCGGAAAUAUCAUUUUGCGCGUGCACGCUUCUUCUUUGUCAAUCCGCUUUUCACA